AAACACAAUUAACAAUGCAAUCUCCACAAUUCUGGCUUCAAGAUGUCAAACCAAAAUGGUUACCUGAAGGUUUCCAAGUUCCAACUGAAAUGAUGGAUCAAAUUGAACAAUUAACUCAAGAAGCACAGAAUGCCUAUUAUUCUGUAGAUAAAGAACGUAAUGGAUUCUUGAGAAGAAGAGAAUUCAAGAAGGCAAUGAAGAAAUUGGGUAUUAACAAGUUUGAAGCAAAACAUAUGUUAAUCUUGGUUGAUCAAGAACGUCUCAAGGUUGUUAGCAUUAAGAACUAUGUCAAUGCCUACUUGUUUAUUAAGAGUGGUGGUUUGAAUCAUGAACACACUGAUUAUCAAGGUCCAAUUACAACUGGUGUUGACAAGAGAGAGCACUUACUCAAAAAUCAAUCCCAAUUAAUCAAAGUUGACUUUAAAACUUUCGUUAACAAUCAAGGAACAGCCAACGUUUCAGCAGCAUUCAUUACCCAAAAUGGUUUCACAAGAAUUCCACGUGGUAUUUUCAUUUGGUUAAUAGUCAACUUGAAGAAUGCAGCCACUGGCAUGUUCUUAUGUUCUGAGAAUGGAAAAAUUGUUGCCAAUCGUCCAGCUGCUGGCACUUGGGAAACUUUCACAUUUUACAACCAUACCGAUUGGGCAGAUAGUUUCCUUCGUGCCUUUAAAACAGUUUGGAACACUUACUUGUGUUGUGAAGAUACUAAUAUCCUCGUUGAUAAUAGAGCUAACAUUGGAGAUUGGGAAAAGUUUGAAGCUUUCCCAUGUCCUGGUGGUUAUUAUUUCAAAUCUUGGACAGGAAAGUAUAUUUCUGGUGAUGCUUCUGGAAAUGUUUCAAUGGCAAACUCUGUUGGUCUAAAUGAAGCAUGGGAUAUUACAAUUCUUGGAUCAUAUCCAUAGAUGUUAGAUGUUGCAUUGAUUAAGGACUAUUGUAUAUUAUAUUAUUGUAUUAUUAUUGUAUUUAAAGACUCAGUAAAAAGUGAAUUCCCAACUCAA
Molecule: messenger RNA, 998 nt
Organism: Naegleria gruberi
Lineage: Eukaryota; Heterolobosea; Eutetramitea; Acrasida; Naegleriidae
Exons: 3
Coding region: 15-902 (295 amino acids)
Molecular function (GO): calcium ion binding
Source: RefSeq, a predicted model, not a curated record